AGUUGUCCCGCCCAGCGCGCGCUCCCGCCCCGUCAGUGAGGAGGGCGCGGGUGGAGAACGGCCUGCGCGCGAGAGCGCGACUGAGCGUGUGUCACGGCGGGUGUGGGUGUGUUUGUUUCCUGUUGAGCUCGGAGAACUGAGGAGAAAGAAGCGCAGUGAAAGCAGAAAAGUGUGUGUGUGAGUGAGUGUGUGUGUGUGUGUGUGUGUGUGUGUGUGAGUGAGAGAGAGUGCUUCCUGGCGCCAGAAGAAGAGGGAGCCUGGCUUUGCGGGGCGCCUUCUCCGCCAUGGGCCACCACUGCCUCCGAGCCUCUCCGCGGCCCCUGCUCCUGCUCUGCGUCCCGCUGCUCUUCGCUGUCGCCCGCGGAGCCCCCACGCCCGGGCCCGGGGAGCAAGCAGGCUGCCAACAGUACACAAACAAAACAUGUGAGGAAUGCCUGAAAAAUGUCACGUGUUUAUGGUGCAGCAGCAGCAAACAAUGCCUGGAAUAUCCUGUUCGAAAUAUCCUCCCCCCCAGUUCACUUUGCCAGUUGAGUAAGGCCCGCUGGGGUGUCUGUUGGGUGAAUUUUGAAGCUCUCAUAAUUACAAUGUCCGUGGUGGGAGGAAUAAUCCUUAUUGCUCUUUGUGUUUGUUGCUGUUGUUGCUGCAGGAAAAAAAAGAGCAGAAAACCUGAUAAGGAGGAUGAGAAAGUUGCCAGAGAGAGAGAGCAGAGAAGAGUAAGACAGGAAGAAAGGAGAGCAGAGAUGAAAUCAAGGCAUGAUGAAAUCCGGAAAAAAUAUGGUUUGUUUAAAGAAGAGAACCCAUAUGCCAAAUUUGAAAACAACUAAGAUUUCUUUUGAAAAGCCAAAGUAAGCUCUGCCAGUGCUGUCUAUAGAAUGUGUAGUACAGCUGCUAAAAGAUCCAGUAAAUUAGAUGCCUUAAUUGCAAAUGGAAAAUUGGUCUUAAUAGAAGACAGCUGUUAAUAAGCAGCAAGAUAAACGAACAAGCCAAACAUACCUCUGAAAACCAGAUGGCCUAGCAGGCUGGAGAUGUUAGAUUUUUCUUCUUUCUGUCCUGCAGGUGUCUGUGCUCUUACAUAGUAUAGCAUAACCUUUGUUUGCUGGUCAAAUCUUGGAACAAAUUUGUUCAUGAAGUGGAGAGGGACAAUGCACAUUUCUUCUUGUCAAUCUUUUCUAUGGUCAACAAAUUAUAGCUGUUUUUAAUUGAAGGGUAGGAGUUGGGUGGUCAUAUCAAAAAACUAGGUGGGUAGGCUAUGUGAAAGGAACAUAAGCUUUAAUUGUGCCACUAGCAAAAAGUGCCUAAAUUGAUCUUCAAAAACAUUUUGUUUGCAGCACAGAUGUUUUUAUAGUGUGAUUGUGAAGGUUUGCACUUUUAUAUAUUAAUACUACUUUUUCUUCUGGACUACGUAUGCGUGUUCCUUCUGUUCCUUUGCCUCUUUUAAAUCACUUCAACUACAGAAAUAGUUAGACUGAUUUAUGUUAGUAACAGUGUGAUACGAAUGCUUUACUGGUGCUGAUUAAAUGGCUGCUUGUAUUGGAAUUUUAAAGGCUCUUCUUAUAUUUAAGAACUUUGUACUGCUUGUAAUUAUCUGAAGCAAUGUAUAAUCUUGGAAAGAAUGUCCUUAGUAACCAAAUCAGAAGAAUGAAAAGGUUCCUUUUUUGAAGUAAAGAACCAUAAUACAGCCUUGGGGUUGAUUUCUGCUGCCUAGAGUAAGGCCUGCCAAUAAAAUAUUUGGCUUGAUGCAAUAGCCUGUUUUUCUUCAGGCUGUUCUAUGUCAAGAGUCCUAUGCACUGGAGUUUCUUUAUGAAGACAGAUUAAUAAGGAAAGUAACUUCUUAAUGUUUACUGUCAAGUGGAA
Molecule: messenger RNA, 1854 nt
Organism: Podarcis raffonei (Aeolian wall lizard)
Lineage: Eukaryota; Metazoa; Chordata; Lepidosauria; Squamata; Lacertidae
Gene: PTTG1IP
Product: PTTG1 interacting protein
Exons: 7
Coding region: 285-824 (179 amino acids)
Biological process (GO): protein import into nucleus
Cellular component (GO): cytoplasm; nucleus
Source: RefSeq, a predicted model, not a curated record